CUGGUCUGAACUUAACUGAACAAAGUCACAAUGGGCAAGAUUAUCUUCUAUGAAGACAGAAACUUCCAGGGCCGUAACUAUGAGUGCAGCAGCGACUGCCCUGAGAUGCAAAGCUUCUUUAGCCGCUGCAACUCCAUAAAGGUCGACAGCGGCUGUUGGGUGGCCUACGAGAAGCCCAACUACUCUGGCUACCAGUACAUGCUGCACAAGGGAGAGUAUCCCGACUACCAGCGUUGGGCCGGGUUCAAUGACUGCAUCCGCUCAUGCCGUAUGGUGCCUCCUUACAAGGGCAACUACAGGAUGAAGAUCUUUGAGCGUUCUGACUUUGCCGGACAAAAUCUAGAGCUGGUGGAAGACUGCCCAGAUCUCAACGAGCGCUUCCACACCCGUGACAUCUCCUCUGUCAAUGUCAUGGAGGGCUACUGGAUGCUGCAUGAACACACCAACUACAGGGGGCGCCAGUACUUCUUGCGUCCAGGAGAGUACAGAAGGCACAGCGAGUGGGGAAGCACCAGCGCUACCUUCGGCUCUCUGAGACGUGUCACAGAGCUCAACUGAUUUAUAGUUCAUUUUUCUUUUUUUACCCUCUCUGAGCCCCACUCUUUAACCCUUCCCCUUUUGUUUCUCAGGUGCCAGCUCUGUUGGAGCGUGGUCUCAGCUGUGUGGUCUACAAACCUGCAGUCAAACACUUUAAUGAUGGAGAUUUGAUCUAUCUGAGGUGGCCUUUUGGCUUUGCUUGGUCGCUUUACAUUGAAGUUGUUCUCCAACUCAGUGCUCAAACAAAGCUCACACAGAAUAUUAAUCUUUUUCCCUUUGGUUGUCCCAUCAAGAAAAAGAUUUUGCCCGCAGGUCCUGAACCUUCUGUCCUACUGAAAUCACAAUAAAUGAAAACUUAAUGAAAAUCAA
Molecule: messenger RNA, 906 nt
Organism: Gambusia affinis (western mosquitofish)
Lineage: Eukaryota; Metazoa; Chordata; Actinopteri; Cyprinodontiformes; Poeciliidae
Gene: crygmx
Product: crystallin, gamma MX
Exons: 3
Coding region: 31-558 (175 amino acids)
Biological process (GO): lens development in camera-type eye; visual perception
Molecular function (GO): structural constituent of eye lens
Source: RefSeq, a predicted model, not a curated record